Messenger RNA from Clonostachys rhizophaga, 1224 nucleotides. The record is from the annotation of a GenBank genome assembly. NCBI's taxonomy places the organism in Eukaryota, Fungi, Ascomycota, Sordariomycetes, Hypocreales, Bionectriaceae.
AUGCGAUUCUUUAAUGUUAUUACCCUUUUUACGGCUGCAGCGUCGGCUGCAACCCUUGAGGCUCGCGAAGAGGCGGAGCUAUCCUCCCAGGGAUGCGGGAGCGGGGAGGUGCCCGACGAGUUUCUUCAACUAGUUGCGGAGUUGAGUGCCAAGAAUUCUCACUCUGUUCGUAGUGUGAAGAAGAGAAAGAGGUGCUCCCGUCGCCCUACUACUAGCCUUGCAAGUGUUCCAAGUGCUUCCGGUACCCCGAGUGCUUCCGGUACUCCAAGUGCUUCCGGUACUCCAAGUGCUUCUGGUGCUUCUAGUGCUUCCGAUGCUCUGAGUACUCCAAGUGCUUCUGAUGUUUCUAGUACUCCAAGUGCAUCUGGUACUCCGAGUCCUUCGGGUGUUUCUAGUGCUUCUGAUGCUUUGAGCACUCCAGGUGCUUCCGGUACUCCGAGUGCUUCAAGUGCGACUGAUGCUUCCAGCACCCCAAUUGCUUCCGAUGCUUCUACCGCCCCAAGUGCUUCGAUUACUUCAAGUGCUUCUAGUACACCAAGUCCUUCCGGUGUUCCAAGCGCUUCUCUCCGGGAAAUCAACGUUUACAUCCAUGUGAUAUCUCCCAACGCUACUGAAGACUAUGUCACGGAUGGUGGAAUCGAGAGACAGUUCAAUAUGCUCAGGGACGAAUUCGCCCAACACAACUUCACCUUGAAGCUCGGUGGAAGCGAGCGAAUCAGGAACGAGACCUGGUCUAUGGCCGUCGACAGGAAGGUGUUCAAAAAGAAGUUCCGCAAGGGAAAAUACACGGAUCUCAACGUGUGGAUCCUAAAGGGCCUCAAUGCCACAGGCGUCGUUGGCUUCGGCACUCUGCCAAACAAGAACCACCCGGAAACCUCCAACACCUUCAUAGAGGACGGCAUCGAGAUCCAAAGGAGCACCAUACCGAACAAGGACGACGGCGAUAAGUCUAAGGGCAAGGUGGGAGUUCACGAGAUGGGUCACUGGCUUGGUCUCCUGCACACCUUCCAGGGCGGCUGCACCGGCAAUGGCGACUUGGUGGCCGAUACUCCAGCCCAGAACGGAACUGCCAUGGGGAGCUGCAAGACUCGUUAUAGCUGCCCUGGUGUCGGACCUGACCUGACCAACAAUCAUAUGAACUACAGCCCGGCGCAAUGCAGGACGUCGUUUACACCAGGUCAAGUUCAACGAAUGCAAACCAUGUGGGAGGUUCGGAGAAAGUAA